GUGCCGCGGGGUUCCGUGUCGUCAUAAGGCGGCGGCCAUUUUCGCGGGCGGAGGCGUCCCGGGCGGGGGCUCGGAGAGCGGGGACGAGAGGGCUUGAGGCGGCCGGGCGGCCUCGGCCACCCGGUAAUCGCAUCCUUUCCCGGUGUCUCGUCUGCAGAGGGAGCAGUAUGUCCGCGGAAGUCCCCGAGGCAGCCUCAGCGGAGGAACAGAAGCACUACAGAUACCCUGGGGCCAUAGUAGAUGCUUGAGUGAAGGAUGAACCACCUAGAAGAAACUGCAGUGACCCAGCCCACCUCCUACAUGAAAGCGGAAAUGGAAGAUAAAGUGACUAGUCCAGAGAAAGCUGAAGAAGCAAAAUUGAGAGCAAGGUAUCCACAUCUGGGACAAAAGCCCGGAGGUUCCGAUUUCUUAAGGAAACGAUUGCAGAAAGGGCAAAAAUAUUUUGAUUCUGGGGAUUACAACAUGGCUAAAGCAAAAAUGAAGAACAAGCAACUUCCUACUGCAGCCCCGGAUAAGACAGAGGUCACUGGUGACCACAUUCCCACUCCACAGGACCUUCCUCAACGGAAACCAUCCCUUGUUGCUAGCAAGCUGGCUGGCUGAUUAAAAGAGCUGAACUGCAUGAAUCUUCUAAUUUCCAUUAUUUUUCCUUCAUAUGUUACUUCCCCGCUUUUUAUUUCCUUUCAUUCACUAAGUCAUUUGAGAGUGACAGCUUUGCAGGUAGCGGUAGUGUGUGCUGCUAUUGUAAGGGAAGAUACAUGUGUAGAGUUUUUGAUUAGUUUUACAGUGCACUGAUGAAAACAUGUUAGAGCAACAUAAAGUAAUUUACUUGAAAAUAAUUGUAUAUAUUACCUAACUCCUUAGUGUAGGACUGGUCCUAACAACUACCAAGCAAGUUUUACAAUUUUAAUGUUUUGGCUUUAAUUCAUCUUAAUUAUAGCUUUGUGUGUUACUCUUAUUUAAUAUAACCUCUACUAUAUUGAUUUCUUCUGUGUUUUCCUUUUGGAUUUUAUAAAACAGAAGUUUAAGACCACAAGUUGGAAGAAAGGUCACAUAUUUCAAACACAAAUAGAUCGGGCUCCAAAAGAUUUGUAUUUCUGUGCUUGAACUUGAAUGGCCUUAAACCUGUUUCAGCUUUAACAAUAGAAGUUUACUUGGGCAAUAUUUGCCCGUUCUGGUGUAACUUAUGUGACCCUAUUGCUUAACAGCUGCCCUUGACGCUAACAUUCUUACACAGUUCUAUAGUUAGAAUACCUUUUGUUGUUAAUGAUGUGAAUGAAGUAUGCAUGUGCAUCGACUGUUGAAUUCACUUUUGUGCCAUUUUUGUAAAUACAAUAGUUUUGCACAACCUCUCACAAAUGUCUGUAUUAAUUUCACAUAUUAAAAAGUAGAUGAUGUGCCAACCAGAAGCACAAACAUUCAUACACAGAACUGUAUGUCAUUAGAGCUUUUGUAUAGUAAGAGUAGUUUACAGUCUUGGGCGUAUAGAAUACCAAACUGAAAUCUUUGCUCAGUCUGCCAUAGACUUAAGCUUUUUCAUUUGUUACUAAUAUCCAUGACAUUCAGUGGCCUUGUGCAAAUAUGAUAUGUUGCUUAGGCAUAUCUUUUGUCCUAUGCAGAACGUUUCAUUUUGACUUUUAUGAAAAUUGCAAUUCAUGUAAUUUAUAUAAACUUUUUAAAUGUAGAAACUUUUUACUUCCACAGUCAGUUUUGGGGACACUAGAAUAAAAGGCUUCAAUAUUCAAUACUCUGCCUCCUGUGGCCCCUCCCUCCUUAUUUUCUUGCUGCUUUGACUCAAAUCACGUUGGGCUGUGCUGUUCAGUCUAUUCAGAAGCAUUGGUGUCUGUGUCCUUACUCUUGAAAUUUGCUGUGCUGAGUGCUGUAUUUUAUAACAUACUAAGGAUGUUUUCCUUAUAAUUUCUCAGUUAUUAACCAUUCGUAAUCUUGUAUUACUAAUAUUUUACAAUUAUUUAAAUAAAAUGAACUUUAUAAUGAAACAAAUACUUGAGAAGACUGGCCCAAGAACCAUGUCAGGAUGAGCUAAAUUCUGGUAAAUAAUUUUAAGUAAUUAUGAUGAGCUAAGUGAAUUAGGCUUGUGACAAUUAGAAUAAUUUACGUAAGUGGAACAUUCAUAUUAAAAUAUUUAGAUAUUUUGCUUCUAUAGAUGUCAUGUGAAUAAAAUAGCAAUUUAAUUUUACUUGUUUUUUAAUCUAGUUAGUAAGAACUUGAACAUGCUUUAUUGGGACAAAUUUACCGCUCUCUUAGGAGCUCUUCCCAUAAGAUGUUGUGAUGCUGUAGCAUGAUAAUGAGGAUCAAUAAUCUGAGAUGAUAUUGUUUUUCUCUUCAUCUUUGACUUGCACAGGGCCUCCCUUCUUUUGGAUCCAAGCAUCUUUUCUGGAUCUUGGCUCUAUUUGUAUACCUGCUUUCCUAUGACCCAAAUCAUCAUAGAUGGUGCCUUGAACAUAGCACCUGCACUUAAAGAUUGCCUAAUGCUCUGAGGAAAGCUUGCUGAUUAUCUUUCUGUUCCACCUGCCCCAAAAAGCAGAAAAGCAACAAUAUCAGUAAUGUGCUAAUUUGUAAUGUUAAGAAUCAGUUAUGUAGAUAUAGUUGUGAUAGGAGCAAGUAGGUUAUUCCACAAUAUGUAUAAUCAUUGCAGGAUUGAUUUAAGAAUUACAAAAUACCCCAAAGUAGAAUUUUCUGUAAUAUCUAGUCUUUUAUAAUGAAUAUUUGCAAGCGAUCACCAUUAAAUCUACACAUCAGAGAAGAUGAAUCUGAAAGAGAAAUCAUGUUAUUCUUGACCACGAUAGGACUCCUGCUGUGGUUUGCAUCAAGUGAUGUAACCUCAGCCUGAGUUUUAGUUUGUGAAAUACAAUGCUAAUAUUUAACCUACCUCAAAACUUGUUGAGGAUCUGUGAAAUACUGAGUAAGUGCCCAAAAUAGAAUAUUGUUGAUUGUCUUUUUAUUAAAGGUAAAUUUCCUCAUUAAACCAAUCUGCCUUCUAUAAAGUUACAGUGCUUAAAAUCUCAGGAUUUUUCCAUUAGGAAAGACCUGUCAUUAAGGAUUUGUAGGUGUAAUUGCUUAGCCUCCAUUAUUGGUGCUUGGGUUAGAGAGGCUUUAAAUUUUUAUAUUUUUUGUUCUGCCUCAAAGCUCAGCUUAUCGAAGUCACAUUUGCAGGCUGUUUGACCAUUGCUGAAAUGAUUUUGGCUAGGUGGCUCAAUCGUAAUCGUCCAUUUUUAUGAUUUCAGAGUUGUGAUUUUGAGAAAUGACUAAUUUUAAUCAUUGUCCUGUUUGUUAUAAAUGAAAGCUGAAGUAAACCGAAGUUGGAGAUAAAUACUUCAUGAAAAUUGGCUAACAUCUGAAAUAACCUGUUUCAUGUCUAGUAGCUCCUACUCGAUAGUACAGUUUAAAGAAACAUUUUUGAAAACUACAGCUGACUAAAAUAGUUAUAGUUCUUGGCAUGUUGGGAAAGUAAGGAUUCUUAGAUUGUUUUGAUACACUGGAAGGAGCAUGUUUGCAGUCUAUUUACAAAUUAUUCAAUCCUCUUGUGCUGCUGACUUAAAAAUAGGUCUUAACUAUUCAUCAAGGCAGGCCUAGUAAGGCUUCCACUUGUUACUACAACAGUUGGAAUUAAUUGCUGUUUUACUUGAUGUAAUAGGAUUAUACCUCUAAAUAUUUAUUGAUACUUUUUACUAAAUCAGACAUGUAUUCUUUCUCAAUCCAAAUUAGUUUUAUCAGAGCUGAAAUGUAAUCUCCACUUAAAUUGUGGUCUAAACUUGGUGUUUGGUGAUCCAGGGGCAGGUAGCCUGUAGAAAGAGCACAUCUGAGUGGCAACUAAAGCAGUUUUUCUGGUGGCCUUUUCACAUUCCCCAACAUUCAAACACAUUUUCACUCCUAAUUUUCCUUAUUCAUUACGCUAAUUCCAAAACCAGACAUACACACUACAAAAAAAAAAAAUUAUUCCCCCAUCCUGGCUUUUUUAAGCCCCUGAUGGCAUUCAUUAAAUAGUGUGUAGGACUGAUGAAUUAUCUAUCAAUAUUCUUCCCAAUAUGUUACAAUUUAAGGACACAUUUUUCAUUCUCUAAAACACUAUCCUAAUCUGGAUAAUGACUAAUUUGAGCCACUGUCCCAACUCUGCAACUCAGCAUACACUGCCAGUCUUCCCCCACCACACCUUGUAAAAUCGAGAUAAAAAAAAUUGCUUUCUGGGAUUGUUAAUCUAAGAAUAAAAACACUGAUUUUAAUAUCGUUUUGCGUGUUUCAGCCUUUUUAAUUGUGUAGGCCUGUGGGUUUUAUUCUGGAGAUCACUGGUGGUCAUGACAGCCAUUAAUGUGUGUUUGUAUUAUGUUGUUUAUCAACUAAAUAGCAUUUGAAAGAAAACAUCUAAUUUCUUUAAUAUGCCCUCAAAUCUGUUACCACAUAUCAUUUGUGAUGCAGUAGGACACUUCGCCUGUAUUAAAAGGGCCAAGAGUAAAUGCCUUUUUUGUUGAACAUGUCUAUAUAGAGUUGGCAGUUAAUGCUGAAAUUUGUCAAAUAGCCCUUCCAGAAUUAUACUUGUGAAAUACACAGAAAAAUAAAUUGAUCUACUUACUUAA
This is a messenger RNA of Hipposideros armiger (great roundleaf bat), 4592 nucleotides long. RefSeq names its product cAMP regulated phosphoprotein 19 (gene ARPP19). The coding region runs from base 256 to 603 and encodes 115 amino acids. The transcript has 4 exons. Lineage: Eukaryota; Metazoa; Chordata; Mammalia; Chiroptera; Hipposideridae. Gene Ontology annotation, molecular function: protein phosphatase inhibitor activity. The record is from RefSeq and is a predicted model, not a curated record. Gene Ontology annotation, cellular component: cytoplasm.